Molecule: messenger RNA, 4333 nt
Organism: Empidonax traillii (willow flycatcher)
Lineage: Eukaryota; Metazoa; Chordata; Aves; Passeriformes; Tyrannidae
Product: neurexin-3-beta
Exons: 6
Coding region: 193-1626 (477 amino acids)
Source: RefSeq, a predicted model, not a curated record
GGCAAGAUUGGUGUAGUCUUCAAUAUUGGCACAGUGGAUAUCUCUAUUAAAGAGGAAAGCACACCUGUAAAUGAUGGCAAAUACCACGUAGUACGCUUUACCAGGAAUGGUGGCAAUGCCACACUUCAGGUUGACAGCUGGCCAGUGAAUGAACACUAUCCCACAGGCAACACUGAUAGUGAACGGUUCCAAAUGGUAAAACAGAAAAUCCCCUUCAAAUAUAACCGGCCUGUAGAGGAGUGGCUGCAGGAAAAAGAUGAUGCUACACCGCAUCACCACUUGACUUCAAGACCCGUCACGACGACCACCAAAAUUGGACGACAGUUAACGAUCUUCAACACCCAGGCGCAAAUAGCCAUAGGAGGGAAGGACAGAGGGCGUCUCUUUCAAGGCCAGCUCUCCGGUCUCUAUUACAAUGGCUUGAAAGUGCUGAACAUGGCAGCGGAGAACAACCCCAACAUUAAAAUCAAUGGAAGUGUCCGACUCGUUGGGGAAGUCCCUUCCAUCUUGGGAACGACACCCACAACCUCUGUGCCACCAGAAAUGUCUACUACAGUCAUGGAAACCACAACUACGAUGGCGACCACUACAACCCGAAAAAAUCGUUCGCCGCCCAGCAUCCAGACCACAGAUGACAUUGUUUCAUCAGCUGAAUGUUCCAGUGACGAUGAAGAUUUCAUUGACUGUGAACCCAGUACAGGAGGUGAAUUAGUUAUCCCUCUACUUGUAGAAGACCCUUUAGAUAUCCCUCCUAUUGCUACUCGUGCACCUUUCAUUACACUUCCCCCUACCUUUCGCCCCCUCCUCACCAUUAUUGAGACCACCAAAGAUUCCCUGUCCAUGACCUCUGAGGCGGGGUUACCUUGCUUGUCGGACCGAGGCAGCGAUGGUUGUGAUGAUGAUGGCUUGGUGAUAUCUGGGUAUGGCUCAGGGGAAACCUUUGACUCUAACCUACCCCCUACUGAUGAUGAAGAUUUUUACACCACCUUCUCCUUGGUAACAGAUAAGAGUCUUUCCACUUCCAUCUUCGAAGGUGGCUACAAAGCACACGCACCCAAGUGGGAAUCCAAGGACUUUAGACCUAACAAAGUCUCCGAAACUGGUAGGACUACUACCACGUCUUUGUCCCCUGAGCUGAUCCGCUCCACAGCUUCGUCCUCGACUGGGAUGGUGCCCAAAUUGCCAGCCGGCAAAAUGAAUAACCGUGAGCUCAAACCCCAGCCUGACAUAGUCUUGCUUCCGUUGCCCACUGCCUAUGAGCUAGACAGCACAAAGCUGAAGAGCCCGCUAAUCACUUCCCCCAUGUUCCGUAAUGUGCCCACAGCAAACCCCACGGAGCCAGGAAUCAGACGGGUUCCGGGGGCCUCAGAGGUGGUCCGCGAGUCGAGCAGCACAACGGGGAUGGUCGUCGGCAUUGUGGCUGCUGCCGCCCUCUGCAUCCUCAUCCUCCUGUACGCCAUGUACAAGUACAGGAACAGGGACGAGGGGUCCUAUCAGGUGGACGAGACGCGGAACUACAUCAGCAACUCAGCCCAGAGCAACGGCACGCUCGUGAAGGAGAAGCAGCAGAGCUCAAAGAGCGGCCACAAGAAGCAGAAAAACAAGGACAAAGAGUAUUAUGUGUAAAAAAGAAUACUUAUUUAUAUAUAAAUAUAUAAAUACUUAAUGAGAUUUAACUGAAAUAUCAGAACCAUUGCAGCGAACGAGAUGAUUGGGAGAUAUCGUUUGUGGGAAAAAGUAUUGGGAAAAAAAUUUCAGCAGUGACUGUUAAUGUCUCAGUCAUCACUUGGAGUCAGCAAUCUUUGCCCUAAUGUAUUAUAAAGCACACUUAGCGUUCUGGAGAUGGCGCGCACAGCUCUGCUCUGUUAGUGAACUUGGACAUCUCCAAAUCUCCUCCUCCGCUGAACUUUCUGCAAAAGUAGAAGACUUCAUGGCUUACUUGUUUCAUAUCUCCAAGUGAGUCUUUAACAAUGUUCGUGACCCUGACUGUAUCGAUAAUUUUUCAGUUUACUUAUUUAAAAAAAAAAAAAAAAAAAAAAAAAAAAAAAAAAAAAAAAAAAAAAAAAAAAAAGGAAAGAAAAAUUUAAAAAAUACAAACAAUAUUAAACAACAAAGAAAUAUUGAACAAAAUUAUCUGGACGUGUCCAGCAUGCAUAUAAUUUUUCGAGAUUGGAGGAGGGGAAUAAAAGAUUUUGGAGAUUGUUGGAUUUUUGGUUUGGUUUGGUUUGGUUUGGUUUCUUGGGUUACUUACUGUUUGUUUCUUUUGAUUACUUUUGGGUAUGGGAGGGAAGAAUGGAGUGGAAUGGUGCAGGGGGUCAACCAUAUGUUGAGAAGAAAUCUCGGAAAAAAAAAUCCCUAAUAAAUAAAGAGAGACUAUUGCCAUAUAUGAACUCAAAAGCUACCCAUGGUGUUUACUCUGCAUAUCUGAUUGUGUUGUCUCUAGAACCCUUGGUCUUGCAGUAAGUUGUUUACUAACAACGCAGUGAAAGUGAUUCAUGGGUGGUGCUGAAGAAAAUUAUCAUGGAAAGCUGGUUCCCUUGGAUAUGGCUCCAGUAUUUGUAAUUGAACUGAAGAGUAGACUGGUUUGGGUCUGUUCUGAUCAGUCAUUGGUUUUAUUUGAGUACAGGACUUAGUAUGCAUUAGCACAGUCAAAGUAUGUUUAACAGGAUUUGGAGAUUCAAAAAAGAAUUCUUAAAAAUUAUUAACUGUUCUGAGCUGAACAUACUGUGCAAAAAUAAAGGAGCCUUCCUCUGGGUUCUGGUUCUGUGACAUUGCAAUGCAUGCAAAAAAUAGUGAUAAAUCAGUUUCAUAAAGAGAUCAGAGAGACAUCACUGGAGUUCAACUUGUGACAAGACCAAUAAAUGUCAGAAAAGCUAAACCCUUGUAGAAGACUGCAAAAUACAUAGAUUUUUUUUUACAUAUAACUUGUUUUCAUGUGUAAUAUUUUAAUUUUGUAGCUUGACAUUUCAGAUCAUCUGUCUUUCCAUUUGCCCUAUUCUCCCUUUUCCUCUUUUAUAUAAAAGAAACUAAAUAAAGCUGCUGUGACACACAAAAAAAAUAAAGAAAAAUUAAUUUAAUAAUAUAAUAUAUAUAUAUACACACAGAUAUAUUUAUCAUGGUAUGUUUGAUGGGACGACUGGAACAGAAGUUCUGUUAUGGUCUUAAUGCGGAAUGAGAAUGUUCUUGAAGAACAGAGUAAAAAGAAACAGACAACAAAAGCAAACCUUAAAAUGUGAAGUGUGUGUUUUAGCUUUGUCACAGUUACCUGUGUCAAAAAAAAAAAUCUGAAAUUUUGUUUACAUAUUUUACUACUAUUUUUUUGCUAGUAUAAUUUCUAUAUGGAUACCCUGAUGGUGUAUAUACUGUUUUAUGGUUAAAUUGGGAAUUUCUUUUGUUUUAUUUAACUUAUUUAAUUUGGUUGUUUGGUUUCUACAUUUUCCCAGUUAUUGUGAAAAGGAUUAUCUUACUGUACAGAACAAUAGUGAGGCGGUUUGACGGCCAUGCCUAUCAUGAGCAAAAAAAUAAAUGAGGGAGAGGGAGAGAUAGAGAGGAAAAAAACAACAAAAACCAAGAAGGAUUGAGAACUCUGGAAUAUCAGAAAUGUACACUUUUGCUGUAUGCGGAUGAAAACUAAUCAGCUGUUUAGGUUUAGAAAUCUACUCUUGCUGGUGUUUAUAAGUCGCAUGAAUAUUUGACUCUGAAGAAGUGUCAUCAGAUACACACACGCACAUGGGAACUUAAAUUCAAAAAAAAACCAGUCUUCUCAAACAUUUAGAGAAGAUGCUUUCAUGUUAACAAAUAUUUUCAGUGCGUGUAUGUGUGCGUGUGUGUGGUGCGUGUGCGUGUGUGUGAGGUUGAGCUUUUUUUCUUUUUUAUUUUUUAUACUAAAAAGAAAAAAAAAGACAGGUUUUAAAAAGGUAUGAAAGCACGAUUUUAGAUGACUUAACUGGCCGAAACUAUAUAAAGUUGAUUAUAUCUUGAUGUCUGUAAAAGAUUGCUGUUCUUGGAGUCUUGGAGUCUUGUGAAAUGAUUUCCUGCUUUCUUUCUUCCUUUUCUUUUCGCUUUCCUUUUUUAAGUUAAAGGAAAAAUAUUUACACUUUCCUUUUUUGUGUAAGUUUCUAUUGGACAGUUUUUUGGGAACAUGUGCAUUUCUGUAUGUGGGCUUCUACCAUAUCCCUGUUGCUUUAUGGACAACCUGAAGAAUUUUUAUUUGAGUUUUUGUGAUGUUAUUGCUUUUUUUCCCUUUCUUUUUCUUCUUCCUUUUUGAUUCUUUUUCUUUUCUUAGUUGCAUUUUGUUUAAAGAUAUGCUUAGCAAUAAAAUGUUCUUCCCAAA